UUCCCCAUCCGCGGUUCUCUCCUCGUCAGUUCGCUCCAGGCUCGCGGCUCUUUCGGAAGGAUGCGCGCGCUCCCGGUGCUCUUCUCCGUAGCUGCUCUCCUCCUGCACUCCUCUCCGGGGCUGCUCGGGGAGAUGCAGCUGAAUGUGCCGCUGUGCAAGUCAGGAUUUUCACAAAGCCUUUAUUCCCUGCGCCUCUCGAGGGAUCUAGUGCACGGGCAAAGUGUGCUCAAAGACACCAUGCUGUCAUCAGGAGCAGUUCAUUUUGAGGACUGUUCGGAGCAGGCAGCCGUGCGUCUGGACAGCAGUGAUCCCCGCUUCAGAGUGGAGGCAGACGGAUCCGUGUACACUCAGAGAGACGUGUUUACUCUGAACACACCCAUAACAUUCACAGUGACGGCUCACACUGCAGACGACACACACACCUGGGAGACCAGCGUCCACCUGCAGCUGGAGGAAAUGACAGGUAAUUACAUGGCACGAGGACAGGAGGACACGGGGACGCAGGAAGUUGUCAUCAGGUUCCCGUCAAGACAGAACUCCAGCGAGUUGCAGAGGCAGAAGCGAGACUGGGUCAUUCCACCAAUCAACGUGCCGGAGAACUCCCGAGGUCCCUUUCCACAGAUGCUCGUCAGCAUCCGUUCAGAUAAAGAUCGCUCCAUUAACAUCAGAUACAGCAUCACGGGCGUUGGAGCGGAUCAGCCUCCUAACGAAGUGUUCAACAUCGAUCCAGAGAAAGGCAAGAUGUACGUCACCAAGCCUCUGGACAGAGAGGAGCGCUCUUCAUACCACCUUCGUGCUCAUGCGGUCGAUAUGAACGGGAAUCAGGUGGAGCAGCCGGUGGACCUCUAUAUCUUCGUCAUCGACAUGAAUGACAACCGGCCCGAAUUCAAGAAUCAGAUCUAUAAUGGUUCCGUGAUGGAGGGAUCCAAACCAGGUACGACAGUUAUGACAGUAACAGCACACGAUGCUGAUGACAUCACCACCUCUAAUGGCAUGGUGCAUUACCGGAUUCUCCAGCAGACCCCGCACAUCCCGAUCCCAAAUAUGUUCACUAUUAACAGAGAGACUGGAGACAUCGUUACUGUCGCAGCUGGACUUGACCGAGAGAGAGUUCCUCAGUACACAGUGAUCGUUGAAGCGACAGAUAUGGAGGGGAACCUGAACUUCGGUUUGUCGAGCACAGCAACAGCGCUAAUCGCCAUCACUGACAUCAACGACAAUCCACCUGAACUCACACAGAGCACGUUCUCAGGCGAGGUGAUGGAGAACAGCGUGAACGUAGUGUUAGCGAACCUCUCCGUGAUCGAUAAGGACGAGCCUCGAACGCCCAACUGGAACGCCGUGUACCGCAUAGUCAGCGGUGACAACGGACGCCACUUCACUAUCCGGACAAAUCCAGAGAACAACGACGGCAUGCUCACUGUGGUGAAGCCGGUAGACUUUGAGACGAAUCGAGCGUUCAUGCUGACAGUAGUAGUCGCUAAUCAGGCUCCUUUAGCUGAAGGGAUUCAGUCGUCUUUGCAGUACACAGCCGGGGUCACCGUCUCGGUCAGGGAUGUCAAUGAGCCACCCGUUUUCCCAGAGAACCCCAAAAUGGUGCGAUUUGAGGAGGGCGUUCCCGCUGGCACCAUCAUCACUACACUCACUGCACGAGACCCAGACACCUUCAUGCAGCAGAGCAUUCGAUAUCUUAAGCUGUCGGAUCCCGCUAACUGGCUCUCCAUCAACACAACAAACGGUCAGAUCACCACGGCCGCCGUGCUGGACAGAGAAUCCAUCUACGUCAAGAAGAACAUCUACGAGGCCACGUUCCUCGCUGCUGACAAUGGUUCUCCUCCUGCCAGUAGCACAGGAACACUGCAGAUAUUUCUUAUAGACGUUAACGAUAACGCUCCAUCACUGGUUCCUCACGAUGCUCAGAUCUGCGAACGAUCCAACAUGAACUCUAUCAACAUCACGGCCGUGGAUGCAGACACUGAUCCCAACGUCGGUCCUUUCAUCUUCGAGCUGCCUCUUCACCCCUCCAUCAUCCGCCGCAACUGGACCGUCUCUCGAAUCAAUGGAGACUUUGCCCGUCUGAGUCUAAGGAUCCAUUUCCUGGAGUCGGGUGUGUACGAGGUUCCCGUUUUUGUGUCAGACUCAGGAAACCCACCGCUCUCCAACCGCUCCGUCAUUAAGGUGAAGGUGUGUCCGUGUGACGAACAUGGGGACUGCACUGCCCUCGGUGCCGUAGCAGCAGCGGGCCUGGGCACCGGCGCCAUCAUCGCCAUCCUUAUCUGCAUCAUCAUCCUUCUUAGCAUGGUCUUGCUCUUUGUGGUAUGGAUGAAGAGGAAAGAGAAGGAGAGGCAGACAAAACAGCUGCUGAUUGACCCCGAGGAUGACGUCAGAGACAACAUCCUGAAAUAUGACGAGGAAGGAGGAGGAGAGGAGGACCAGGACUAUGAUUUGAGUCAGCUGCAGCAGCCCGACUCCCUGGAGCACAUCAUGGGUAAAACCCCAGGCGUCCGACGGGUGGACGAGAGGCCUGUGGUGCCAGAGUCUCAGUACCCGCUACGACCCAUGGUGCCCCACCCUGGGGACAUAGGAGAUUUCAUCAAUGAGGGUCUGAGAGCAGCGGAUAAUGACCCGACGGCCCCACCGUACGAUUCGCUGUUAGUGUUUGACUACGAGGGAAGCGGGUCCACAGCCGGGUCGGUCAGCUCGCUCAACACCUCCAGCAGCGGAGAGCAAGACUACGACUACCUCAACGACUGGGGACCGCGUUUCAAAAAACUCGCCGACAUGUACGGGGGUGGAGAUGACUAAAACGAAAAAGGGGCCGUCCCUCAAUGGCUCCUCCCACGUCACCUGACCUGCGGCGACAACCAAUCACGGGCCUCUCUCUCUCGCUCGCUCUCUGAAAAACACACCCACCUACAGUACCAAUCACUUGGCCAGCCCCAGAGAGACUUGUACAGAGAGAGACAGUGUUAUAGUGGACCUGUUUUUUUUUCCUUUAUUAUGUUUUUAGCAGUUUAUUGUUUUGUUUUGUUUUGUUUUGUUUUUUUACUUAUUUUUUUAAUAGUCGAGCCGUAUUCACGCUUUGUGCUUAUUAUUUCUUUCUAAGAUUCCUGCAUUUUGGUUGAUGCAGUUAAGUGCAGGUGAAAACUUCCUGCUAGUAUUGAGACAGCGCAUAAAAAAGAGAAAAGAGUUCUAAAAAAAAAAAAAGACAAGGUAGGCAUUCUACUCUUCAAAUGGUCUGAACAAGCCAUUCUUUUUUCUUUCUCUGAACUUGAAUUCUUACGAGAAGAGGAGCACUGUCGCCGUUGUCAUCGUUGUCGUUAUCGUUGUUUAAGAAGUGCCUUUAGUGGUGCGUAGUUCUUGGAUUUUUCUCAGGAUUGGUCUUCUGUCCAGACCUACACCUGACAUCAACACACACUUCUACAGCUGACCGACCAUAUUCGAGCUCCUCAUACUGUAAUUCUCUCCUGCAAGAACGUUGAGGCUUUUGGCUUGUAGCUCCAUGACAGGAAGCUGACAUGAGUUAAACCGUCAUGUUUCAGGUUUGCGUCAGCGAAUAGUCCACAGUACACCAGAAAUGUAGUUUUUUAAACAAAACCAAUUUGACUUCACGGUUUCUGUUAACGAGGAGAUCAGCAGAAACAUUAUUGCCGUCGAACCACAAGGUUUAAUGAUGAUCGCGUCCAAAUUUGGUAGUACUGAAAAUUGCGAAUAUGAUAUACAGUGAGAUUUUUAAAAAGCGGGAUUUUAAAAUGUCACUACCCUCUUAGAAGGCUGUCUGGGUAGACAAGAUUUUUCUCAAAGCAGCACAUGGACAACUCCUAAGGUUCCUUUAAGGUUCUUCUGAAGUUCCUUCUUUUAGGACAGGUUAAAAAACGCAAAAUCGCUUCUGCUAGCAAAUCUUUGAGAAUGCAGGAAAGUUUGGGAAACUUGAGAAAAGUGCAACCGGAGGGUCUCUCUAAAAUGCUGCCUAGUGAGAAUAGCAAAACGUUAAACAUGAUAUGGCAUUAGGUUGUAAAGCGUUAUUGUUGUUAUUGUGAUAUGAACAUGUAAUGCCUUGAAGCGCUAGGGUUAGGGCUUCAUUUCCAUGGUUGCUCUACACUGAGGUCCUGACUGUCCACAUGUAUGUUUGUGUUUUCUCAGUUUUUUUUCACCUCCUGUUCAUACAAACAGUAUUUUUGAUCAUUAAACAUUUUCAUGUGGCCAGAGAUUUUUAAAAAAACAUUGUUCAUGUGGAUGAAAAACAGGGAUUAAAAAGUCUCUGUUUAAGCAUCGUAAAUUUAUUACUCAUCUCUCGAAGCAUGUAUUAAGAAAUUAAUGAGGCAAUAUUGCAUGUAUGUCACUGGAAGAUUAAAAUAUCGCUCACUGUUAGAGAGCCGAAAUGUUCCCAGUUCUCAAUUUACGAGGCAAAAACAGGGGGGUUGGGGGGUUGGGGUUGUUUGUUUAAAUAGCAUAUGCAAGAAUUCAUUCAUCAAAUCAGCACUACAGUCUCACCCACUCUGUAUCUCUGCACUGUUAGUAGUUAGUAGUUUAUUUAUAGAUAUUUGACACUUUUAGAACAAGAUCAUUUGGAAAACUUUCACUCGAUCACGAAGAACCGUCAUGUGAGAAAGUAUUCACGAUAAAUUAUUCUGUAUAGAUAAGAAAUGUAGUUUAAUGUUUGAUGUUUCACGCCACGUCCGUUUUUUUUUUUUAAUACACUAUGAGAAAAGAGUUUUAAUAAUUAGUCAUAAAUUGCUGUGGAUCGAAACGAACGGCCACACAAAAUGCUAUUUUUCACGAAAGCCUGUUAAGGUCUGUGAUUUCUAAUAAAUUUGUAGCUUUCAUGCAAAGCAGCAUCCUUAAAGAACCUUAAAAAAAAUCUGGCUAAUUAUCUUGGACAGUCGUUAUGAAUAAACCAAUAAAGUCUUAGUAAAGAAGGGAAGUAAAUAUUGUAAUUAACGUUAGAAAUUGGAAAUACAGUAAAGAAAAAAAAUCCAGUAUAAGUAUACGGCAAUGGGAAAGAGUGUAUGAAGAAUAUUAAGAUACAGGAGCUAGCGUUAAUCAUGUGAUCAAGCUGGAAACAGGAAGUACGCGAGGAAGUGGAACAAGGAAAUAAACUGAGGCUGGAUUCACACUAAGC
Messenger RNA from Tachysurus vachellii, 5122 nucleotides. RefSeq names its product cadherin-4-like. Gene Ontology annotation, molecular function: cadherin binding; calcium ion binding. NCBI's taxonomy places the organism in Eukaryota, Metazoa, Chordata, Actinopteri, Siluriformes, Bagridae. The transcript is spliced from 17 exons. Gene Ontology annotation, cellular component: catenin complex; adherens junction; plasma membrane. Gene Ontology annotation, biological process: homophilic cell-cell adhesion; cell-cell junction assembly; cell morphogenesis. The record is from RefSeq and is a predicted model, not a curated record. The coding region runs from base 61 to 2805 and encodes 914 amino acids.